Molecule: messenger RNA, 3012 nt
Organism: Strongylocentrotus purpuratus (purple sea urchin)
Lineage: Eukaryota; Metazoa; Echinodermata; Echinoidea; Camarodonta; Strongylocentrotidae
Exons: 3
Coding region: 654-2498 (614 amino acids)
Source: RefSeq, a predicted model, not a curated record
AGAAUAGUGAUACUUAUUUGAAGAGCAGUAAAGUGAAUCGUGUAAAGAAGCGUAAUGACUGUUAAACAGAAGUAAAGUGACAUAGCGGUUUUAGAGAGGACGAGAGAUAACAAGAAGAACACUUGUAUGCAGUAAAUAGAGAGAUUGAGAAGGAACAACAUAAACGGGUAAACAUUGUCCUUCUGAAGAAAGAAAGACAAACAUGACGCACUUUAACAAAAGGUGACAUGUUGAUUUUCUUUUUGGCUUGUUAUCAUUGCCUUUGGCAACGAGAACAAAAAUACUGCCCGAGGCUACUACGCUAUACUCAGGAAACCACAUUGAGUUGUGUGCCAUAUCUUGGUUUAUAUCGCUAGAAUAUAGGCCUCAUCAUAAACGAUUAUUUGCUUGGAUUUGAGAUUACAUUGCAGAUGAUAGUGAGUGUUCACUGUGACUGAUUGCACGCAUUCUGAUAAGCUGCUUUCGUGCAAGGUCAGUCAGACCAAGGCGGGUGAGGUGUGUAGCGGUCGAGCUCAGGUGCUCUAGUGUGAACACACGAUGCUCGAUGACGUACUCGUCUGGGAGAACAUUUUACAUAUCGCAGCUCAAAGGUAACGACACUUUGUAUUUAUGUCCUGCAAUCUCAAGAGACUUCAACAGCGCCCUCUGCGGCGAUGGAGCGCCAACAUGCAGAUGACAAGCUACCUUUCUCAGCGCCUGUCAAGGACAGUGGACCUGAUAUACCUAGUCCGUCUUCAGAAAACCAACCACCAAGUCCAGGUGAUUUGUUUGACGCAUCCCCGCAGAGCAGCACUAAGACAUCACCAACAGAUGAGAGCAAACCACAAGACAGUAGUCCAACUCAUUCAUCACCUUACGGAAACGUGUCGCUGGAGGCAUUUCCAAAAUCGCAGAAAGCCGAAGGAAGUCCUCACUCCCAGAAAACUGGACCGGGUAAAGAUGAGUCUAAACCUCGGCGAUGUACAUGGUGUAAUCCUAUCCAUGUCUGCCUAGUUUUGGGGUUGGCAGUAGCCAUAGGAAGUGUAGCCAUGACAGUGUGCGGAUACAUGUCCUACCAAAUUGCCUUACGCACAGUCAAUUUAGGGAACGAGACGAUAACAACGAUUGAUGACGAGUUACAAGGAGAGAUUGAGAAGUUCAGGACGUUCGGUCCUGUGCUCAUAGGCCUGGGUUCGUUCAUCUCCAUGUGCGCAUGCGUGUUAAUGUGCGAGGCACGUGACGAGAAGAAACGCGAGACCAGGAAACAGCUGGCGGAGGAUGAAGAAGACCUGGACUACAUGACCCGACAGGAACACAUGUAUGCCUUGCAGCGUGAGGUUAUGGAGUGUGAAGCGAGACAUAAGAGUUGUCCUUUAUAUCGCGAGACGCUGGUUAAUCAACACUUGAAGCAUCACGAAGAAGUAGCCUACGCAGACGAAUCUUCGCAUAGCUCACCCGUAGUUCUGGUGCACGGACUAAGUUUAGCAGAAGAGAAGCGAAGAAACGACUCACAGGACUCUAAUGAGAGCGAAGCAGCUAAGGUUACCCUACUACGUGAAACUCCUCGAAUAGAGACUACGGACGUGACUAGUAUACCAACAUGUUCAAACUACUUAGGACCGGAAACAGAAGUAGAAACGUCCUUCACUGCGAGUCCCAGGACGACACGAAAGGGCAUUAUUUCAGCAUCACCCCCAUUACAUCCCAAAAACGCUAAACCUGAAAGGCCGUCCAACCUUCCUCCUAUCAAGACAAAAAGUGUCAACGGUCCUAUUUCAUUUCAUGGCGGACCACCCGCACCUGGUGUGUGUCUUUGUGGAGAAGAACCAACUAGGACGCCAUCUAAAGGAGGUAAAUCAAAAAAAGGUAAACGAGGGACUGGACGAAAGAAAGACAAACGUCUUGAAAACAAGACUACAGGGUCAGACUCGGGGUCAGUGAAAUGUGUGCCAAGAUAUAGUAAAAGUGUAGCUACGCAAAACACAGAUCUAGUUACACAUAUUAAUCCUUUGCAUGAUGUUCCAGUAGAAGGUUUUUCUGGGAGCCAGAAGUCACCACAUCGGACACAGACCUUGGACAAGCAUAGACCUAAAACGACAGGUAUCACAUCUACAGGUGAUCGAUCUAGUGCUACGGCAUCCUUAGUACCGGUCGAAAUACCGCUGGAAGAUCGGUUGACAAGCUCUAAAUCAGGCAAAAGUCAAGUCCAUAUAAACCCAGGGCAUGACCCAGGUUGUGUUUGGGUCAAGCAACCGACAUAUGAACUGCCAAAUAAUAAUAAUGACGUGAGUGACAGCGACAAGAACUCAUCUCAAACAGACGUAGGUGGCGCUUUAUGCAAUCCCGUUUCGGACACAGUGACUAACAUCAACGAAACAGCGUGUGAUAGCAACUCCAAUGUACCUUCUAUGUCUUCCAUCCAACUCUCACCUAAAGUCACGCCCUCCAAUGCUAUGUAUGACGUCAUACAUGCUAAGUCACCGCAUGCACAUUCGUCACAAAGUGAAGUUGUUUUAUGAGUGUUCUUUGAGACGCUCACAAUGUAGAUAAUAAAAUUAUAAUUCAGCCAAAAGUGUGAAUGUAAUAAUUACUGUCGAACGUGAAGAUUUCUUUCCUUUUUUUUGUUGCACAUUUUAAAUAUGAGGAAAACGAAAUCCUGAUCCACUAUACAUUCCGUAGCUGCAAUGAAAAAGUAAUUAUUGUGUAGGGUGUGAUUAUCGAAAGGACAAUCAUAAUGCUCAAUUGAAUUCUCCAUUCUAUUGCAUUCGGUAAUUAUAAUUGAUAUUGUAAUUGAAUACGUAUUUUUAAUUCCAUCCCAUUUUCAUCUGAAGGUAAAUCCAUCUUAGGAUGUGAAUUGCCUGCCUGUCUGUUCCUUUAGGCUUUGGAAUCCUUACAUACUUGUGUUUCAAUGUUGACCGUAGGAACAUAAUAUAGGCUACAUCACAGUAUUCAAUAAAUACACAUCGUUCAUGCAAUGCCGCAUUUUUCAGGAUAGCCCUUGUCAUAGUCCUCUUGUAAUUUCAUGUAGUUGUC